Molecule: messenger RNA, 585 nt
Organism: Drosophila eugracilis
Lineage: Eukaryota; Metazoa; Arthropoda; Insecta; Diptera; Drosophilidae
Product: PI-actitoxin-Axm2b
Exons: 2
Coding region: 246-518 (90 amino acids)
Molecular function (GO): serine-type endopeptidase inhibitor activity
Source: RefSeq, a predicted model, not a curated record
UAAUAAGAUUAAUCGAAAGAUGGAUCUCGAAUCUUUAUGAUUGAAAUUUUUCUGAAAAGCACAUUUGUAUUAUUUGUUAAAUUGAAGUCUUUUUAAUGCAAUUUCAUUUUUUCAUAUCCAUAUUAAAGACCAUUGUUAAAAGGUAUUUAGUCCGCCUUUAAAAAUAUGGGAAUAUGCCUUAUAAAAGGCCUUCAUUUCACAGUUAACUCAUAUCAGAUCGAGUACUAACAACUUUUUAUACAAAAAUGAAGUUACUUGUAGUUCUGGCUUUCGUUGUCCUUUAUGCAUCCCUCACCGUUGCCCAGGAGCGCUGUGUUGGACGUCCCAGAAACCGUCAAAACUGUCUCGGCGGCAAGCACGAGGGACACGGAGGAGGGGAAUGCAGAAGAAGUGCUAUGCAUGAAAUGUGGUACUGGGACCAGGGUUCCAGGAAAUGCCUCAAGAUGAAGUAUCUCGGAUGUGGCGGAAACCGAAACCGCUACUGCUCCUUACGACACUGCCAGAGCUCCUGUCCUUGAAAAAAAACUUUUAAAAUGAUUUUGAUCCCGUUUCUAAAGCUUUCACCUUUCCUAUCAAAGUUAUAUC